Messenger RNA from Populus nigra (black poplar), 1516 nucleotides. RefSeq lists its product as uncharacterized. The transcript has 7 exons. The coding region runs from base 72 to 1268 and encodes 398 amino acids. NCBI's taxonomy places the organism in Eukaryota, Viridiplantae, Streptophyta, Magnoliopsida, Malpighiales, Salicaceae. The record is from RefSeq and is a predicted model, not a curated record. Gene Ontology annotation, biological process: chloroplast fission.
CAAAUAUCAAUCAAACAACCCACAGAUGAGAUAAGCCCCUCCAAAGCCACCCCUCCCCUUCCUUUCCCUCCAUGGCUUCUAUUUGCAAUUCCCUAUCACUCGCUCCCAAAUCAUCUUUCAAACCAAGCCCACUCUUUUCUGCUUCCAUCUCCACUUCUUGGAGCCCCAAAACCCGACCUACCACCCCUCUCUCUUCCUCCUCCUCCUCAACAAGAAGUGUUAAAGAUGACCCUAAAUCCCCAGAACCCAUCAGCAUUGACAAUCUACACCGUUUUUUUGACCUUAGCAUAGGCAAAUGGCACGGUUCUUUCCAUCAAUUUGAUGCAAAAGGAAAAUUGAUGCAAAAAGUGAGCACAAAGCUUGCAGCAAGCUCUUACGGUGAAGAUGAACUCAUUAGUCUCAUUCAAACGCUAUACAUAAAACAAUCUCCAUCAAGCACCUCAAUCUCUAGACAUGAUGAGGAGCCAGAAUGGGCAGAAUACAAAAUCAAAGAAACCAAUAUGUUCACUGCAGAUAAAUAUCAACAGAUUGCCUUUUUCCCCAAUGAGAGGGCUUUUUCUCUAAGGUACCAGACAGCUGGCAUGUUAGAAACUGUGUUAAGGCAAGGGGUGCUGGGUGAAGAUGAUACUGGAGAAGAAUCACCAAAAAACCUCAAGCUUCCUUCUCGUCGGCCUUCUAUUGUUUGUGAGAAUUGCCUAUAUUCACAAGAGAAAGACAGACGAGCAAGAGCCUUUCAUAUCAUGGACCCGAAAGGCAUUUUGGAAAUGCUUCUUAUCUUCCUUGAGGAUAGAGGUGAUGGGGUGCCUUUUCAUCCUUCACUUGAAAGUAACAGUGAUAGCCCAAACAGGAUCUUACCAUUACUUGGAAAGUGGAAAGGUCAUUCUCAAACAAAACGUAGUGGUGUUUAUGGAGCAACAAUUGCUGAAGCCGAUACGAUUGCUUGGCUUGAAAUGGAUGGUAAGGGUCAGCUUAUUCAGGAUAUUUCUUCCACAUCGGAUGGAGGUGAUGUUACAACUAAUGUGCAUUGGACUGGUACCAGAUCAGAUGACUUGAUCACAUUUGAUGGAGGAUACCAAAUUACAUUAUUGCCUGGAGGCAUGUACAUGGGGUGCCCUUCUGAUAUUUCUAAGAACGUGGCAGAGUCUAAGUCGUUUCAUCUGGAGUUCUGCUGGCUUGAAUCACCUGAGAAGAGACAAAGACUGGUUAGAACCUACGAUGUAGAAGGCUUGGCUGUCUCAUCAACUUAUUUUUCUGAAACAAAAAUGUGAACGUCCUCCUACUUUAUCUUAGAAAUACUUUUGGGAGUGAUUAAUCAACGAAACCCAAGUGCUGUAUUUAAUUAAUUUGUAACAGCAUAUGACCAGGUCACGAUUUUGUUAAGAAAAAAAAAAAAUCAAGUUCAAAGUAAAAACAGAGGCCCUUGGAGGGGGAGCCAAUGUGAAUAUUUUCAUAUUUGUAUUUAGCAUAUGUCCUGGAAACUCGAAGGAAAGUUGGGAUUUCCAAUUGUUACAGAAAA